Physcomitrium patens is the source of this 592-nucleotide messenger RNA. RefSeq lists its product as uncharacterized. Lineage: Eukaryota; Viridiplantae; Streptophyta; Bryopsida; Funariales; Funariaceae. The record is from RefSeq and is a predicted model, not a curated record.
CAACGAGAGUGGCUGAUGAGAAUGUAUAGCUGUGAGUAAGAGCUUCAAGAAGCCCCGAAGCCUUGCAAGUUUGAAGCUAUCACGGUGGCGAUGGCGCUUUCUUGCAGCUCUGCCCUGGUGGGUUCUCUCUCCUCGUUAUCACUCUCUUCUGCAACAGCCUCAAACUCACAGAGGGUUGUCGCAUCUAGUCCUCUCUUCGGUAAUGGGAUUGCUUUGAAAACGGGAUUCAGCAAUGCGCGUGUUAGGGCUGCCGAAGUCGUUGUGAGGACAGUGGUUGUCAAGGCUGCUGGAGACGAGGUUGUGGCCUCCUCGAGUGAUGCUAACGAGGAGCCGGCGCCUGCCAUUACUACUAUGCUCUCUGAAUCUGAGCUGCUGAAGAGGAAGGCAAAGAAGGAGGAGCUUCGAAGGAAAAGGUUGCUGAGGAAGAGGAAGCUCAGGAAGAAAGGGAAAUGGCCUCCUUCCAAGAUGGCAAAGCUUAAAAAUGUCUAGGUUAUGCAUAUUUCUUCCCAUGCUUCUUCCAGUGAUUGUUCAAUGCUACGUCUGUUUAAUCAACUUACCUCGGCAGUUCUCUUUCUGAUUUUUUUCUCAUUUU